CGGCGUCACGUAACCCAGCCUUCUUGGGUUCUACCCCCUCCUCCUUCUUCCUAGCUCUUUCCCUCUCCUCCUCCUCCUUCUCCUGCUCCCCUCCGCUGCCUGUUCUCCCCUCCCGCACUCCUGGAGAUAGACGCUCAAGCCUGACGCCUCUGAAAAGGCAGCGGCAGUCGCCUUAGACAUAGACCUCAGGAAAUUCUCUUUGACCGAUGCAUGCUUCAGGCUCUGGCUCAAGCUAAAGGAAAUAAUCGGGCAGAUUUCUUGGUCUUAUAAAAAAAGACAAAAUUAAGCCAAAACACAUCAACAACACAGAACCAAUUGAUAUGCUGGCAUCUUAGCAUGGUCAGAGGAGGAGGUCAGAGGAACUGUUGUGAUUGCCACAUUUAACAGCUGAUCUAUUUCACAGUGUCUGUGUUUGAACCCUACUGCGGAGGACAGAAAAAGGAGAGGCAAAAUCCAUCCUGUGUGUUCAUGCACAAGGGAUUCUUCUUUGGCUGCAGUGAUGCUGGAAGUCCACGCUAUGAGGAAAGAAGCAGGCUCUUAAAGGGGCCCUGAGGUUGACAAGUGGAGUCCAGGACAAAGGCAAGGGCACCAUUCUUCCCUCUAGCUUGAGACCCUACAGCUAGGGAAGAAACAAGUGAGACACCAGCAUCUGAGGAUCUUGGUUCACUGCUGACUGCCGGCACUUCCCUAAGAACAAGUGUUUGCUCCUUACCUGACCCUUCCUGUCUCCGACCACUGGAGGUACCAAGGAGAGGAUGGUAUUGGAGGAGUGAAGGAAGUCUCUGUGAGCACCACCCUGAACCGACUCCUUGGGCCCACAUGGAUCCAUGAUUCCUCUUGGCUUCUCGUAACCCCUCAUCCAGGACGUUGCCUCCAAGGUGUACCCCGCCUUGGGUCUGGAAGUUCCGUGGCUGCCCUGCCCCACUGGGGUCUCCAUUUUCCCGUUGGGGGGGGUGACUAUCGGGAGAGAGGACGGGGUUGUUGGAAGAAGAAGAAGAAAAAAAGAGCUAGCUAGAGGAGGGUGCCCCCCUCCGACUCCAGCCUCCCACUGCAGCCCACUUCCUCUGCGGCCCCUCCAGUCGGCAUCACGGUGUCCCGGACCGUUUUGACCCUGUCGGCCCCGGCACCCCCCCGCCGCACCCCAGCCCCGAGCAUGGGGACGGCGCUUCUGCAGCGCGGGGGCUGCUUGCUGCUGUGCCUCUCGCUGCUGCUCCUGGGCUGCUGGGCCGAGCUGGGCAGCGGGCUGGAGUUCCCGGGCGCCGAGGGCCAGUGGACGCGCUUCCCCAAGUGGAACGCCUGCUGCGAGAGCGAGAUGAGCUUCCAGCUGAAGACGCGCAGCGCGCGGGGCCUCGUGCUCUACUUCGACGACGAGGGCUUCUGCGACUUCCUGGAGCUCAUCCUGACGCGCGGCGGCCGCCUGCAGCUCAGCUUCUCCAUCUUCUGCGCCGAGCCCGCCACGCUGCUGGCCGACACACCGGUCAACGACGGCGCCUGGCACAGCGUGCGCCUCCGCCGCCAGUUCCGCAACACCACCCUCUACAUCGACCAGGGCGAGGCCAAGUGGGUGGAGGUCAAGUCCAAGCGCAGGGACAUGACGGUGUUCAGCGGCCUCUUCGUCGGGGGCCUCCCGCCCGAGCUGCGCGCCGCUGCGCUCAAGCUGACCUUGGCCGCAGUGCGCGAGCGCGAGCCCUUCAAAGGGUGGAUCCGCGACGUGCGGGUCAACGCGUCGCAGGCCCUGCCGGUGGACAGCGGAGACGUGAAGCUGGACGACGAGCCCCCCAGCAGCGGCGGGGGGAGCCCCUGCGAGGCAGGCGAGGAGGGCGAGGGUGGGGUGUGCCUCAACGGAGGGGUGUGCUCCGUGGUGGACGACCAGGCCGUGUGCGACUGCUCGAGGACCGGCUUCCGCGGCAAGGACUGCAGCCAAGAAGACAACAAUGUGGAAGGUCUGGCGCACCUGAUGAUGGGCGACCAAGGUAAAAGUAAAGGAAAAGAAGAAUAUAUUGCUACUUUCAAGGGAUCUGAAUACUUCUGCUACGACUUGUCUCAAAACCCCAUUCAAAGCAGCAGUGAUGAAAUCACUCUCUCCUUUAAAACCCUUCAAAGGAAUGGACUGAUGCUUCACACUGGGAAGUCGGCGGAUUAUGUCAAUCUUGCCCUGAAAAAUGGAGCUGUCUCUCUGGUCAUUAAUUUGGGAUCAGGGGCCUUUGAAGCACUAGUGGAGCCCGUGAAUGGAAAGUUUAAUGAUAAUGCCUGGCAUGAUGUGAAAGUCACCAGGAAUCUGCGUCAGCACUCAGGCAUUGGACACGCUAUGGUGACAAUAUCAGUGGACGGGAUUCUUACCACAACGGGCUACACCCAAGAAGAUUAUACCAUGCUGGGGUCUGAUGACUUUUUCUAUGUUGGAGGAAGUCCCAGCACAGCAGACCUUCCAGGGUCACCAGUCAGUAACAACUUCAUGGGCUGUCUCAAAGAGGUUGUAUAUAAAAAUAAUGACGUAAGACUGGAAUUAUCGCGACUUGCCAAACAAGGAGACCCUAAAAUGAAGAUCCACGGAGUGGUGGCAUUCAAAUGUGAGAAUGUUGCAACUUUGGACCCAAUCACCUUUGAAACCCCUGAAUCUUUCAUCUCUUUGCCUAAGUGGAAUGCAAAGAAGACCGGCUCCAUAUCAUUCGAUUUCCGUACCACGGAGCCAAAUGGCCUCAUCUUAUUUAGUCAUGGCAAGCCAAGACAUCAAAAAGAUGCCAAACACCCCCAGAUGAUAAAAGUCGACUUCUUUGCAAUUGAGAUGCUGGAUGGCCACCUCUACCUCCUCCUGGACAUGGGGUCGGGUACCAUCAAGAUAAAAGCCCUGCAGAAGAAAGUGAAUGAUGGAGAAUGGUAUCACGUGGAUUUCCAAAGGGACGGACGGUCAGGUACCAUUUCUGUCAACACGCUGCGCACGCCCUACACGGCUCCCGGCGAGAGUGAGAUUCUGGACCUGGAUGACGAGCUGUACUUGGGGGGGCUCCCAGAAAACAAGGCCGGCCUCGUCUUCCCCACCGAGGUGUGGACUGCGCUGCUCAACUACGGCUAUGUGGGCUGCAUCCGGGAUCUGUUCAUCGACGGCCAGAGCAAAGACAUCCGGCAGAUGGCUGAGAUUCAAAGCACUGCUGGAGUGAAGCCCUCCUGCUCCCGGGAAAGCGCCAAGCCGUGCCUGAGCAAUCCGUGCAAGAACAACGGCCUGUGCAGGGAUGGGUGGAACAGAUAUGUCUGCGAUUGUUCCGGAACAGGCUACCUUGGCAGAUCCUGCGAGCGAGAGGCAACGAUUUUGAGCUAUGACGGGAGUAUGUUUAUGAAAAUCCAGCUCCCGGUGGUGAUGCACACGGAGGCCGAGGACGUGUCCUUGCGGUUCCGAUCCCAGCGCGCUUACGGCAUCCUCAUGGCCACCACGUCCAGAGACUCUGCAGACACGCUCCGCCUGGAGUUGGAUGCAGGGCGUGUGAAACUCACGGUCAACCUAGAUUGUAUCAGGAUUAACUGUAAUUCCAGCAAAGGUCCCGAGACCCUUUUUGCUGGCUAUAAUCUCAAUGAUAAUGAAUGGCACACCGUGCGUGUGGUUCGUCGAGGAAAAGGUUUAAAGUUAACAGUGGAUGACCAGCAAGCCAUGACAGGUCAAAUGGCAGGCGACCACACAAGGCUGGAGUUCCACAACAUAGAGACUGGCAUCAUCACGGAACGGCGAUACCUGUCUUCUGUCCCCUCCAACUUCAUUGGUCACCUGCAGAGCCUGACAUUUAAUGGGAUGGCGUACAUUGACUUGUGUAAAAAUGGCGACAUAGAUUAUUGUGAGCUCAAUGCCAGAUUUGGCUUCAGGAACAUCAUAGCUGACCCUGUCACCUUCAAGACCAAAUCAAGCUAUGUUGCCUUAGCUACAUUGCAAGCCUACACCUCUAUGCAUCUUUUCUUCCAAUUCAAGACAACAUCCCUAGAUGGACUAAUUCUAUAUAACAGUGGGGAUGGAAAUGACUUUAUUGUGGUUGAAUUAGUUAAAGGGUACUUGCAUUAUGUGUUUGAUUUGGGAAACGGUGCUAACCUCAUCAAAGGAAGCUCAAACAAACCUCUUAAUGACAAUCAGUGGCACAACGUGAUGAUUUCAAGGGACACCAGCAAUCUCCACACUGUAAAGAUCGACACGAAGAUCACCACUCAGAUCACGGCAGGAGCCAGGAACUUGGAUCUCAAGAGUGACUUGUAUAUAGGAGGAGUGGCUAAAGAAACAUACAAAUCCUUGCCGAAACUGGUCCACGCCAAGGAGGGCUUCCAAGGGUGCCUGGCAUCCGUGGAUUUAAAUGGAAGACUCCCAGACCUCAUCUCAGAUGCUCUCUUCUGCAACGGACAGAUUGAGAGAGGAUGCGAAGUUGCAUUGAUGAAAGCUGACUUGCAAGGGCCCAGCACAACCUGCCAAGAGGACUCGUGUUCUAACCAAGGAGUGUGCUUGCAGCAGUGGGAUGGCUUCACCUGUGACUGCAGCAUGACCUCCUUCAGCGGGCCGCUCUGCAACGACCCUGGUACAACAUACAUCUUUAGCAAAGGUGGUGGACAAAUUACGUAUAAGUGGCCUCCUAAUGACCGACCAAGUACACGAGCAGACAGACUGGCCAUAGGGUUUAGCACUGUGCAGAAAGAAGCUAUCUUGGUACGAGUGGACAGUUCUUCAGGCCUGGGUGACUACUUAGAACUGCAUAUACACCAAGGGAAAAUUGGAGUUAAAUUUAAUGUUGGGACAGAUGACAUCGCCAUUGAAGAGUCCAAUGCAAUCAUAAACGAUGGGAAGUACCAUGUAGUGCGUUUCACGCGGAGUGGGGGCAAUGCCACUUUACAGGUGGACAGCUGGCCCGUGAUCGAGCGCUACCCUGCAGGAAACAAUGAUAACGAGCGCCUGGCGAUUGCUAGACAGCGAAUUCCAUAUCGACUUGGUCGAGUAGUUGAUGAAUGGCUACUCGACAAAGGGCGUCAGCUCACAAUCUUCAAUAGCCAAGCAACCAUAAUAAUUGGCGGGAAAGAGCAGGGCCAGCCCUUCCAGGGCCAGCUCUCUGGUCUUUACUACAAUGGCUUGAAAGUUCUGAAUAUGGCAGCCGAAAAUGAUGCCAACAUCGCCAUAGUGGGAAAUGUGAGACUGGUUGGUGAAGUGCCUUCCUCUAUGACAACCGAGUCGACAGCCACUGCCAUGCAGUCAGAGAUGUCCACGUCCAUUAUGGAAACCACUACGACCCUAGCCACGGGCACAGCCAGACGAGGAAAGCCACCCACGAAAGAACCCGUUAGCCAGACCACAGAUGACAUCCUGGUGGCCUCCGCGGAGUGUCCCAGUGACGAUGAGGACAUUGACCCCUGUGAGCCGAGCUCAGGUGGGUUAGCCAAUCCCACCCGAGCAGGCGGAAGAGAGCCAUACCCAGGCUCCGCAGAAGUGAUUCGGGAAUCCAGCAGUACCACAGGGAUGGUGGUCGGGAUCGUAGCAGCUGCCGCUCUGUGCAUCCUCAUCCUCCUGUAUGCCAUGUACAAGUACAGAAACCGAGAUGAAGGCUCGUACCACGUGGACGAGAGUCGAAACUACAUCAGUAACUCAGCACAGUCCAAUGGGGCUGUGGUCAAGGAGAAACAGCCCAGCAGUGCGAAGAGCGCCAACAAAAACAAGAAAAACAAGGAUAAAGAGUAUUACGUCUGAUCCCACGGUUGUAAAAGGACGCUUGUAUAAAAAUAGUCUUCAUUUUAUCUGAGACAUGAUAUAAACUUAUUUACUUUCCUUUUUAUGAAGCACAUACAAAAAGAAGACAGGGAAUGCAAUCAGGAAGGAAAGACUGUUUUUAAAAAAUAAAACAAGUAUCUCAUGCUCUUGUUUCUCAAAAAAAAAAAAAAAAAGAAAGAAAGAAAAAGAAACAAAACAGGGGCCAAUAAAUUCCCUAACAUCCACAGUGUUUUCAUUUACUCUGCCUGUCUUUAUGUUGCUGGGACACUUCUAAAGACAGUGACGACGGCACGCAUUCAUAAAGCAAAGGAGUAUUCCAGCAAGGCACAACACAACAACAACAACACAACACACCACACACACAAAAAGAAGCUACCUAUGAUCCUGGAUUUAGCCAAAGCGCUAGUGCUUUCCUGAGAAGUCAGUUAGCCCAAUUGCCAGAAAAGACUCUGGGAUGUUGGGUGACUCCGCUGCAGACCCUUCCGAGUUUGCCGCCUGGCCCUGCUGCAGCACUGCUUGGAACCUGCGUUGUAAACAGAGUGCUGGCUUUUUUGGAAGACUUGUGUAGAACACAUUCAGAAAGCCCCUUUCUGGUUGUAAGGGAAAAAUAAAAAUAAAAAUAUAUAGUACGGAGGCCUUAUUUUCAAAAAUGUGAAAUAUAAGGCACAUGUUCACACAAAUUUAAAAGUUAAAACGAGGGCAUAGAUGCAAUCAUUGGGAAAUUUUCAUGCACGCUUAAUAUGUUACUACAUAUGUUUAUAUAAAAUCCAUCUCUGUGUGCUUUCUGGACUGUGAUAAGUGACGUUUUAUAGCCUGUUGUAUAGAAAAUGCAAACUAUAUCUCUGCUCUUCAGCCAUUUUUGGUAAAUUCAAUGUUACAAGUGUUGCUAAGUAUAGAGAGUUUAUGAUGACUGGAGCAACAGUUAUUUCAGUUUGGGGUUAUUAUUUUUAUUUUUUAUUUUUGCCACCAUUAUAAUUGCCAUAAUUAUUUACUUUAAAAGAUACAAUGUAGUGUUUAUUCUAAGGAAGAUAUGUAUGAAUGUAUAUAAAAAGACUCAAAUACUUUUUUUCUUACACGUACAGCCUUCAUUCUGUUGCAAUUAAAUUUUAGUAUUUGUACGAAAGGUGUGAAUUAGAAGGCAAAAUAUAUACAUAUAUCUUAUAAUAUUCUUUUCUCCCCCAAAUAGUCAUAUUUUCCACACACAUUUGCCAUUUGCUAUCACACAUAUGCACAGCAUACACAAACACACACAUCCUGAUAUUGCUAACCUUGGAAUUCAUUGACUACGAUGGGAAAUUCAAACAUGCAUAUCGUAGCAAAUAUUUACUGACAAAUUGAAAAGCAGGAAGGAAGAUAGUUGUGCCAAGAUACGGAUGACAAAUGAGGUGAUUUGCUUCAGUGAGAUCUUGUUCCCAGGAAACCCUGAAAAGAUUUUUGUCCCUAAUGAAUUGGAACCUUUUCUUAUCAAAUAAAAUAUAACUGGUUAUA
This is a messenger RNA of Echinops telfairi (small Madagascar hedgehog), 7213 nucleotides long. It is a transcript of the gene NRXN1, whose product is annotated as neurexin 1. The transcript has 24 exons. Lineage: Eukaryota; Metazoa; Chordata; Mammalia; Afrosoricida; Tenrecidae. The record is from RefSeq and is a predicted model, not a curated record. The coding region runs from base 1154 to 5704 and encodes 1516 amino acids.